AUGGCGAUGAUGCGUCGCCAUAGCGUCGCUGGAGGGGAUGCUGUCUGGACACUGAGUACUGCGAAGCCUGGGAAUGGUGUUGAGCAACUCAGAGACAACAACACGGACACCUACUGGCAGUCCGACGGGCCUCAGCCGCAUCUAGUCAACAUUCAGUUCCACAAGAAGGUGAGUAUCAAGGAGAUCGCGAUGUACUGUGACUUCAAGUUGGACGAAAGUUACACACCGAGCAAGAUAUCUAUCAGGGCUGGAACACACUUCCAUGACUUGCAGGACGUGAAAGAAAUCAACCUGGAAGAGCCAUGCGGAUGGCUGACGGUAGCAAUGAACUCUCUCAGAGCUUUCAUGAUUCAGAUCGCAGUGCUUGCAAACCAUGAGAAUGGUCGAGACUCUCACAUCCGUCAGAUCAAGAUCUACGGACCACGGCUGGAGGGGCUGGAGGUAGGAAGCAGCUCGUUCUCGACACCUGAGUUCUCCUCCUACUCUUCGAUCCGAUGA
This is a messenger RNA of Guillardia theta CCMP2712, 498 nucleotides long. RefSeq lists its product as hypothetical. The record is from RefSeq and is a predicted model, not a curated record. Gene Ontology annotation, biological process: anaphase-promoting complex-dependent catabolic process; protein K11-linked ubiquitination. Gene Ontology annotation, cellular component: anaphase-promoting complex. NCBI's taxonomy places the organism in Eukaryota, Cryptophyceae, Pyrenomonadales, Geminigeraceae. The coding region runs from base 1 to 498 and encodes 165 amino acids. The transcript is spliced from 9 exons.